UUUUGAUGAAACAUAAGCGAAAAUUGUUCUACAGUGCAACGACGCAAAAUUGCGAAUUCUAGAUUAAACAGAAUUAUCAGUUUCAUUCAACAUUAAGAACCAUCAGUUCUUCACGGAGUGACAAAUUUCAUGAUAUAACAUUCGUGACUUCGUCAUUUGACAAACCAGUGAACGUUCAAAAUAAGUAUCGUGAACCUACACACUGUGUUUCAAGUGAAACGGAAAAUAUGUAAAGAAGAGAAAAUUUUCUCUCUGAUAUACAUACAUAUAUUCGAUCAAAUAUACUGUAUAUCUAAGUGAAUAUUUGUUGAUAUUCUGGGAUCUAUAUUUAACCAUCGCAUGUAAAUGCGAUUCCGGUCUUUAACAUAUAUACAUGGAUGCCGCGAAAUAAUAGUCGAAGUUAAAACGAGCAUGAGACGUUAGUCGCAUAUAAGCCGGGUCAACAUGGAACCCGAGAUUAAACGUGAAUGCAUAGUGCUGCGCUGUUUUCCUUCUUAGAAUUUGAUUUUACAAAUGACACGGAACAAUGACACGCUCGAAGAUCCAGAUGAUAAAAGUUUUCGUAUUUCUGUUGAUCUUCCUAUUAGAACAGAGCGCAGUAUGCACUGGAAGUUUUAGGAUAAACAGAGCCGUACCUGAAACAACAUCGGUAAACAAAAGUGUCGCUGAGACCGCGAAGAAUGAUACAGCACACGUUUCAUUGAAUGCGCAAAAGAAACCGCAACAAAGUGCAAUAUUACAUGGCGACAAAACGACGAUCCUCGAGGGUAAUGAUAAGUCCGUGGACAAUGUAACCUCAAAACAAAUAGACGUUAACAAAACUGCACAAAGCACAGACACGCAAAAGAAGCAUGUGGGUGAAGAACAUGCGACUUCUUUAAACGCUGGAGCUCUAAAGCGUGGUUUUUAUGUGUUUGUGGGGCUAAGUGUUCUUGUCAUGGCCUAUAUCGUGUUCCGUAGCUUUAGGUUCAAUAAAACACGUGCCCAAAUGGUCAGAAAGUAUGGUGUUCUUGCACACAGACAAGACGUUGAGAUGAGACCAUUACCACUGGAUGAGGAAGACGACGAGGAUACAACUGUCUUUGAUGCCAGUAACGUUUUAACGAAUAAUGUUCAACAUCAAAAUUUAUAAAAAUAAUCAGCAGAAUGCUGAGCACUGUUUCCCAUAAAUUUUGAUUCAUGUAAACAGAUUUGUCCUCAAUGUGAUGAUUUGAAUUUAACAAUUCAAAGUGUUAUCGCAAACAUUGGGUUUGGUAUUUUUCAUAUGAACUUGCUUACUUGUGUCCGUGACAUUUUUACAUCAUGUAUGCAUUCCAAAUUUAUGCUUUCUGAUGAUAGGUAUUGUCAAAUGAAAAUGAGAUGUUCUUAUGAGACUUCUCAGACUUCUUAACUUAAAUAAGUGAUAACAAAAGGACUUUGAGUAUCUGUCGUUUAUAAAAGAAUAAAUGAUGGGUAUCUAUAUCUACUACUAUACAUACUAUAUUUUAAUUAAACUGUGUUGUUAUCAUUGAAGAUUAUACAAAUACAGAUUGUCUCUAUUUUAUUUAACGCUACAAGUUUAAUAAAGUAUUAUGUAUAAAAUAA
Messenger RNA from Ceratina calcarata, 1584 nucleotides. RefSeq lists its product as uncharacterized. The record is from RefSeq and is a predicted model, not a curated record. The coding region runs from base 527 to 1132 and encodes 201 amino acids. Lineage: Eukaryota; Metazoa; Arthropoda; Insecta; Hymenoptera; Apidae. The transcript is spliced from 4 exons.